Malassezia japonica is the source of this 1593-nucleotide messenger RNA. RefSeq lists its product as uncharacterized. Gene Ontology annotation, cellular component: membrane. Lineage: Eukaryota; Fungi; Basidiomycota; Malasseziomycetes; Malasseziales; Malasseziaceae. The record is from RefSeq and is a predicted model, not a curated record. The transcript has a single exon. Gene Ontology annotation, molecular function: monoacylglycerol lipase activity. The coding region runs from base 1 to 1593 and encodes 530 amino acids.
AUGGAAGGAGACGCUGCGACGCAGCAGAAUGCUUUCAUCCGGUUCCUGAUUGCGGUCAAGACCUUCUUUUGGGAGGUGUGGUUUGAGCCGCUUUUGACCACGCUCGGCAUCUACGAACCGCCGGACCGGACCUAUGGCCGGUGGGCGAUUCCGUUCAGCAAGAUGGAGGAGCGUCUGCACAACAACCCGGAUGUCACCUGCUCGUUCCACAAGACGAUGAUGCCGAACGGAAAGGACUUUGUGUGGUACCAGGUUUGGGAAGACAAGCUGGCCAUGCGCGCGACAGGUCGCGAGGCUGACAUGGUUUUCUGCCACGGUACUGGUGUGCACUCCGGUACGCUUGCAAGCCACUCGCGUCGCUACCUGGAUGCCGGCUACCGUCUAAUUGUGCCCGACCUUCCUUCGCACGGUUACUCCACUGGUAUGCAUGUUUACCAGCGCUACAUGAUGGGCUAUGUCUCUGGUGUGCACCAGGUGAUUCACGACGUGGCGCGCCGCGACGCUGAGGCGACCGGUGUGCGCCCGACGAAGGAGAACCGCCGCAAGACCUUCCUUCUCGGCCUUUCCUUUGGUGGUCUUGUUGCCAUUCUCUACCCGCUGUACUACCCUACCUCGCUCCGUGAGGACAACUCGGACCCGAAUGAAAUUCCUGUGGACGGUGUGAUUGGUGUUGGUCCUAUUCUUGGCUGGUCGAAGAAGGAUGUCAAGAUCGGGCCGGGACUGCGUCUCUUGUCCUCGUUCAUUGAACUAAUUAAAGCGCAGCGCAUGGAGCUCUUUGUGCCCCACAAGAAGGUGGUCGACAAGGAUCCCAAAGUAUACAAGCAGCUGAUCGAUUCCGACAUGCGCAGCCACCGCGGUGCGUUCCGCGUGGGCCACCUUCUCUGUCUGCGUGACGCGAUUCUUGACACGGAGAAGAUGGCACCGCAGCUCAAGACGCCCAUCUUUAUCCAGCACGGUGCACAGGACCGCGUGGUGCUUCCCGAGACCUCGGUCAAGUUCCUGCGCGACGUGAGCUCGACGGACGUCAAGCUGACGAUCUACCCUGUCUGCCAGCAUGUCAUCUACCGCAAGGCUAAGACCGAGACCGAGGACAAGGCCGGUCGUAUUGCAGUCUUGGAGGACAACGUCGAGUGGAUGAACGAGCGCUGCCCUGGUCACGGCCACAUUGACCGUGGUGUGUCGUUCUCGUCGGACAUCUCGGACGGCGACAUGAAACCCCCGCCUAUGAACCGUAUGGCUUCGUUUUCUACGUUCUCGGGCCCUGGCACGCCUGGUAGCGGUGUCACGCCCAGCGAGUCGCUUCCUGAAACGCCUGGUGCGGAUAAGGGUCACGGCGUGGUGACCGACACGCUCCAUUCGCUUACGAGCCAAAUCGACACGGCGAUCGAGACCGCUGCUACAGCUAGCGCGGUUCCCCGUGUGGACCAGGAGCUUACCAACCGCGGUGCCCGUCUCAGCGGCCCCAAGGUGCAGCACCCCAUCGCCAAGGAGGACGUGCGGAAGGGCGCUAAUGACGACUGGACCGAGAAGCGCGUCUACCGUGAGGAGUGGGAUCUGCCGGACGACCUCCGUCCGUACGACAUUCUCAUCUAA